Molecule: messenger RNA, 969 nt
Organism: Penicillium longicatenatum
Lineage: Eukaryota; Fungi; Ascomycota; Eurotiomycetes; Eurotiales; Aspergillaceae
Exons: 2
Coding region: 1-969 (322 amino acids)
Source: RefSeq, a predicted model, not a curated record
AUGGCACCCGGUAUCCUCGACCAGAACGCUACCACCUCUUACGGUGAUUGGCGCGACGAUUUUUACAGCAAAGGAUAUGUCGUCCUGAAAAAUGUCAUCUCUCGCGAGAAGGCACUGAAGUACCGCACGAAGGCUCUUGACUGGUUGCAAUCCUUCGACACGGAUUUCGAUAUCAAUGAUCGCAGCACCUGGACUGCGAAGAACUUGCCCCAGAGCUUCAAGGCUGGCAUGUACCUGAACUACUGUGCCGCACAUGAGAAAUAUGUCUGGGACGCGAGAAUGGAACCUGGGAUUAUUGACGCCUUCGCCAAGAUUUGGGGAACCGAUGAGUUGCUGGUGUCUUUCGACACCAUCAACAUCACUCUACCGGGCCGCACUGAUGUCGAGUGGUCUCCGUGGCCUCAUGUUGAUCAGGCCCCCGAGCGAAAGGGCUUGUCUUGUGUGCAGGGUAUUAUCAACCUUAGCGAGGCUGGCCCCAAGGAUGGUGGUCUGCUCCUAAUGGAGGGAUCUUCUAAGCUUUUCGAUCGUUUCUUCAGUCUCAACCCUCCUGACCGCACUCAAGGUAUUGGAGCAAAGCACUACGACUUCUACCCGUUCAAGGAGCACCACGUCAAGUGGUAUGAAGAGCAAGGAUGCAAGCUCAUCAAAGUCUGUGCUGAGCCCGGUGACUUGAUUCUUUGGGAUUCGCGCUCUAUGCACUACGCCAAAUUCCCCGAGAGCGAUGAGAUCCGGACCAUCAUCUACGCCUGCUACACUCCUGCUUCUCAUGCCACUCCCGAAGACCUGAAGAAGAAGGCUGAGCUCUUCGGGCGUUGGGAGACCACCACUCAUUGGCCUCAUUGCAAUAUUCACGGUCAUGGAAAGGCUAUGGUUGACGGGAAGGUUGAUCCUCUGGAAAGAGAUGAGCCCCUCGAGAGGCCUAUUCUGACUGAUCGCCUGCUGCAGCUUGCGGGUGUCAAGCCUUACUAA